AUGGAGACACCGGGCUGCCCGGCCUUCCCCCCGCCUAGCCGGCCCGGGGGUCCCCCGGGGCUGCCCCGGCCUCCCACCGCCUUCGCCCUCGGUCCGCCGGGGCCCCACCGGCGGCCGCCGCCGCUCAGCCCCCGGCCCGGCCGCUGCCCGCCGCUCCGGGCACAGCCGCGCUACCUGGGGGCGGCCAGCCCGGGCCCCCCCGCCGUGGCCGUGCAUGGGAAGCCCCUGUACCCGGCCGGGGCUGCAGAAACAACGGGGGAAGGGGAGAAAAGGCGGCGGGAGAGACCCGGCCCCGCUGCCGCGACGGCGGGGACGGCCCGGGGCGGGGAGCGGCGGGUCCGCGUUCCCGGGGAUGGAGAGCGGCCGCGCUCCCCGGAGGAGGCUGCGAAGCCGCGUCCCACUCCGGUUCCCGGAGCCCGGCGGGCAGGACCGGCGGCAACAGCCGCGGUGCGGCCGCACGGACGGGCCCGGGGCUCCGAGACCUGGGGGAGGCCGGACUGCGGGGCCGGCAGCGCUGCCCGGUGCCCGGUGCGGAGCCGCAGCGCUCCCGGCUCCCGCGGUGCCUCGCUGCGGGGCAGUGAAAAGGGCUGCAAAGGCGGGUUCCAGGCGAUUCCCACAGCCUGCAGGGUCCCCCCGAAAGCCCCGGAGGACUUGGGGUGCCCCCUGGCAGCACCCCUGGGCAGCCUCCGCGGCUACGGGAUCCCCGAGCUCCCCGAGCCCCUGGGCAAGAGCAAGAGCAAGAAGAGGAGGAACAGGACGACCUUCAGCACGUUCCAGCUGGAGGAGCUGGAGAAGGUUUUCCAGAGGACGCAUUAUCCCGACGUCUACGCCCGGGAGCAGCUGGCACUGCGCACGGACCUGACCGAGGCCAGGGUGCAGGUUUGGUUCCAGAACCGCCGGGCCAAGUGGCGGAAACGGGAACGGUACGGGAAAAUCCAGGAGCUGCAGAACAACCUGUGGCCGAGCCCUGGGAGCCCCCCGGGGCUGCUGCCCCCCGAGAGCAUCCCGUCCCCCUGCAUGUCCCCGUACCCCCCCGCUCCCAGCAAUGGCUUCGUGGGCAUUCCCGCGUCCCCGGGCCCCCACCCCGGCAUCAACAGCCUCUACUCCCUGCACGGGCUGCCCCCCCCGGGCCUGGCCCCCCACCCCUUCGAGCCGCCCGCCCAACACGACUACAAGGCGCCCACCCUGAUGCCGCUGAGGAUGAAGAGCAAAGAGGGGGCCGGGAGCCUCCUGAAUUGGGCCACAUGA
Messenger RNA from Motacilla alba alba, 1248 nucleotides. It is a transcript of the gene ALX3, whose product is annotated as ALX homeobox 3. NCBI's taxonomy places the organism in Eukaryota, Metazoa, Chordata, Aves, Passeriformes, Motacillidae. Gene Ontology annotation, molecular function: DNA-binding transcription factor activity, RNA polymerase II-specific; RNA polymerase II transcription regulatory region sequence-specific DNA binding. The record is from RefSeq and is a predicted model, not a curated record. Gene Ontology annotation, biological process: regulation of transcription by RNA polymerase II. The transcript has 5 exons. The coding region runs from base 1 to 1248 and encodes 415 amino acids.